UAGUAAAUAGAUAAAGAAAUGUGGUUAUUUUUUUCAUAGCGAUUCUAAUGUUGUAUAUUAUAACCGAGGAACUGUAGUUUCAAUUUAUAAUAAAGAAAGGUUAGAAACGAAUUUUGACAAGUUAUAAAAAAAUGUCUAAAUCAAAAAUAAUAGAUAAAGCGUUGCAAGAUGAGAUGAUAAAUAGUUCUCUAGAUUUUGACGUAACGAUUCCAUGGUCCAAAGAAUUAACGGAGGUACUAUCUUUGAAUUCGUCGCAAUUGAGUAUUUUAUGAAAUAAUUAUAAUUGUAAAAUAAGUGUAAAAGGAACUUAUAUCUUUAACACAUCGCAGGAAAUUUUACCUGAUCACAUCAUAUUCCCAAAAGAAUUAAAUUUAUUUUUAAGGAAUCGGAUACAGGUAAUUAGGAUAAAUACAGUUUAUACAUUAAUCAUUCUUUCAAAAUGACAUUUAUAGAAUAUAUUAAAUGUAAAAGAAAAAAAUCGAUUUCACCAUAAAGUGAAAUUAAUAUCGCGAAAUAAAUAACAGGAUUUAAUUGCUGAAAAUGGUUGUCUGCGUCGGGCGCUCGAAGAGGCGGAGGAGAAAAUCCACAAAAAGCAAGGAAUUGCAGAAUGGGGGCAUUCAACAAUUUUAGGGAAACCUCAUGAAGUAGCAACAGCAAAGAUCAUUGAGCUUAGCAGAAGAUGUCGAGAACAGAUAGCUGAGAUUGAAGUUCUUAAAUCAAAGUGCAAAAAUCUAGAAGUGCAUUUAACUAACAAAGAAACGGAAUUAGAGAAUGAGCGACACGAAAGGAGACAUUCGAACACUGAUGACUCCUCUCAGAAGAGUGAGUUAUAUUAAAGAUUUUUCAGUCGUACACGACAUUCUUAUACUGUUACAUUCUUCCAUCAUCAUCAUUCCGCCAUAUUAUGAUCGAGAUACAGGAUGGUAUCCUUGACAAAGGUACCAAGAAUAGUCAGCCGAAGGGAGACGAGGAUCGAAUCAAACAUUUGUACGAAAAGUUACAACAGACUCAAAUAAAACUCUAUGAAUCCAAAAAUAUUUGUGCCAGUCUCAAACAAGAGAUUAAUAAAUUGCAUAAGGUAUUGUUUUUAAAACUUUUAUCGGAAAAUUUAUAUAUAAAUAAAGAAUAUAUAGAACACACACACACACAAUACGCGCGCAUGCAAUGCAUAAUUUUUAAUGUUGAAAAUGUAGUUAUUGUACAGCGAAAUUGGUGUAAAUGUGAAUUUGAAUAAUUUAUUGAAUCAAUCUGGAUGGCGAGGAAGAGCUGAACAGAUUCAUCUGCUGCAGCAAAAGAUAACGGAACUGCAAUCAAGAUUGUCGGGAUACGAAGGAACGCAAAAGACAUCCAUCGGUAUUAAAACGAAAUUCCGGAGUUGUAGGUUUUUAUUUAUAAGGUGUAUGUCUUGUGUAUUAGUGUCUGUAGAACGGAAAAAUUUGGCAAAUCUUCGAAAUGUUGAGAAAGAGAGGCGGCGACAAAUAGAAGAUUCAGCGAAGCAACUUCGGCAAACGGAAGUCAUCGUUGAGGGAUACAAGAGGAAGCUAGAGGCUUCGAAGGCAAGAAUAAAAGUGCUGGAGCAUGAGUUGAAUGUUGCGAAAGGAAAUAUUGCCAUAUUAAAUGAGAAGAGAUCUCAUGAUAAUCAUUUAAUCGAGACACUCAAUAAUCGGCUUAAAACUACCGAAAUAAAACACGAAGAACGCGAGAUAGAUAUGAAAAAUAGAGCAGAGAAGUUCGAACGUGAGUACACGAACUUAAAGAACGAUCUGCAGUCGGCGCAACUUCAAAUCGAUCGGUUGCGUAGAAGACUAGAAGAACGAGAAAUCGAGAUAGAUAAGUUGAGAAAUGGAACAGUCCCGAACAUGUGGGAUAUUAAAUCUCGAAGUAUUGCGCAACCUGAAGAGUUAUUAAAUAAUUUGAACCACAGUGGCCCUCCUCAUAGCGCUCGAAGUACGUGCGAACCUAACGAAUAUGUAACUUUGGCUUUUGCUGCUGAAGCUGAAAGAGAGAGACUGCUGGAGUUAAUAACAAUCCUCAACAGGCGUCUAGAUAAAGAGAGAAACUAUGCCGACACUCUUUCUAACACGUUACGUAAUGAGAAAGAUAAAUCGGCGAAGUUAGAAUUAAAGAUACGAAAAUUGGAGACAGAAAGAAUAGGGAUUGUCAAAAUUGACACUGGCUAUAAAACGAAAUUGCCAAAAUUAUCGAAGGCCAGUGAUAAAGAAAUGAAUGUUGAACAAAUGCGGCUCAAAAUGGAGUUAUUACAAGAGGAAUGCCUCGCGUUGAAAGCUAGAUUAGACACUGUGCAACAGGACAAAGCUGAGGACCUUGCGACUUAUAAGCAGAUGCACGAACAAGUUAGAAAAAUUUUUCAUGAAGCCUGCAGAAGCAAACCACUGCCUCCCAUUGGUAGUCGUUCUACCAUUACAGUUUAAUCAGAAUUUCAAACUUUCGAUAGCCUUCUAAGAGUCUAAAACAUUCGAUAACUCUAGUGGAGCGAAACCGAA
Molecule: messenger RNA, 2504 nt
Organism: Bombus pyrosoma
Lineage: Eukaryota; Metazoa; Arthropoda; Insecta; Hymenoptera; Apidae
Product: cytadherence high molecular weight protein 2-like
Exons: 6
Coding region: 1401-2432 (343 amino acids)
Biological process (GO): non-motile cilium assembly; cytoplasmic microtubule organization
Cellular component (GO): centriolar satellite
Source: RefSeq, a predicted model, not a curated record